Molecule: messenger RNA, 4987 nt
Organism: Ceratitis capitata (Mediterranean fruit fly)
Lineage: Eukaryota; Metazoa; Arthropoda; Insecta; Diptera; Tephritidae
Gene: MTA1-like
Product: metastasis-associated protein MTA1
Exons: 13
Coding region: 202-2937 (911 amino acids)
Biological process (GO): negative regulation of transcription by RNA polymerase II
Cellular component (GO): nucleoplasm; NuRD complex
Molecular function (GO): sequence-specific DNA binding; chromatin binding; transcription coactivator activity
Source: RefSeq, a predicted model, not a curated record
CCACGAAACUUUUUUGACAUUUGACGUUUUGUGUUUUCUAAGAUGGCGACGAAAAAAACGCGUCUUUUGUGAAUGUAAUCACAACAAAUUAAAAUUAACGCGUUUAAAUGUGAAAAAUAUUACAUGAAAAUUGUGAAAAACCAUAAUUAAAGAAGUGCUAAACACUUUGUGUGUGAAAUUGUGUGCAAAACUUAAGUGAAAAUGGCCACAAAUAUGUAUCGGGUUGGAGAUUAUGUCUACGUAGAGACAACUCCGAAUAACCCAUUUUUAAUACGGCGCAUAGAAGAGCUAAAUAAAAAUCAAUCGGGAAAUGUGGAGGCGAAGGUUAUGUGCUUCUAUAGAAGGCGUGAUCUGCCGAAUCCACUUGUACAACUGGCUGAUAAACAUCAACUGGCAACCGCUGAAGAUUCCCCACUGGCUACGAAGCUGAAGAAAACAUGGCUUAGAACACCAGUAGGCGAAGAGCAGGCCGCACAAGCAGUAUUAGAUCCUUCUAUAGCAGCUUUGGAUGAGGGACUCAACAGUCCUAUACACCAUGGACCGGGCGUUGGUGCGGCAUCUGCGGAAAAAGGUGAAUCAUUAACGGCCAAACAACGCUAUCAGAUCAAACAUCGUGAAUUGUUUUUGUCGCGUCAAGUCGAGACACUGCCUGCCACACAAAUUCGUGGCAAAUGUUCGGUUACAUUGCUAAACGAGACGGAGUCCCUGCAAAGCUAUCUCAGUAAAGACGACACAUUCUUCUACUGCUUAGUUUUCGAUCCUAACCAGAAAACGUUGCUCGCCGACAAAGGCGAAAUACGUGUGGGUAGCCGUUAUCAAAGUGAAAUUCCUGCGAAACUCAAAGAUGUCGCGAGCGAUGAACGUAAAUUAGAGGAUCUCGAAACGUUAGUGUGGACUCCGCAGCAUAGUCUAAACGAUCGUAAAAUCGAUCAGUUUUUGGUAGUGUCGCGCUCAAUAGGCACAUUCGCACGUGCACUGGACUGUAGCAGUUCGGUGAAGCAGCCGUCAUUGCAUAUGUCGGCCGCAGCUGCUAGCCGUGACAUAACACUGUUUCAUGCCAUGGAUACGCUGCAUAAGCACAAUUACUCUAUUGAAGAGGCGAUGUGUUCGUUAGUUCCUUCCAGUGGGCCAGUACUCUGCCGUGAUGAAAUCGAAGAUUGGAGUGCCUCAGAGGCGAAUUUAUUUGAAGAGGCAUUGGAUAAAUAUGGCAAAGAUUUUAAUGACAUUCGGCAGGACUUUCUUCCCUGGAAAACGCUGAAACAAAUAAUUGAAUACUAUUAUAUGUGGAAGACGACCGACCGUUAUGUGCAACAGAAACGUGUAAAGGCUGUCGAAGCGGAACUUAAACUGAAACAGGUUUAUGUGCCGCAAUAUAAUCAAGUGAACAAAAGUGGCAAUGCUGGUGUUUCAAUCAAAGGCGGAGCCAAUAUAUAUAAUGGCACUACAAAUGGUGGUGCUGAUCUCUCCAACAAUGGCAAACCGUGUGAAUCUUGCUCAACUGUUAAAUCCUCACAGUGGUAUCCUUGGACUGGCAGUAGCCACGGUGCAUGUCGUCUUUGUCAAAAUUGUUGGGACUAUUGGAAGAAGUAUGGUGGUUUGAAGAGUGCUGCUAAACUUGAAAUCGAUCAUGAACCCAAGAAGAAAGCAGUUCCAGUUGUAGUUGAAGUGAUUGAUAAUGAGAAAGUGAGCGAUUUAUCUAAUCGCCAAAUGCACAAAUGCCCUAUGGUGAAUUGUGGUAAAGAAUUCAAAUUAAAAACGCAUUUGGCGCGUCACUUUGAUCAAGCGCAUGGCAUUGCUAUCAGUUCCGGCUCACCGCGGCCCAUCAUGAAAACUCGCACCGCCUUCUAUCUACAUACGAACGCAAUGACGCGUUUGGCACGUGUGCUCUGUCAGAACUAUAUAAAGCCCAAAAAAGCAGCGCGCCAAACAUCCUACGCAAUCAAUACGCAAUUGGUGAAACAAGAAUUUACAAAUCGAAUAAACGAUAAAACCGCUGCUGAUAUAAAGAAAAUUUUGUUGAUGAAACGGAAAAAGCGAGAGCGCGGCAAUGUUACGAAAAUUGCUAAUCGCUUGGGAUCACCGGGCAUUGGGCCACAUGAAUGGUUGGUGUUGACACCAAAAGAUAAAAUACCAAAACCCGAUGUAGUCUCAUUUCCCAAACCGCCAAAAGCAGCAGAUGGCAGUUUGUUGUAUGAUCGUGUGCCCAAUAAAAUACUGGAGCUGGAGAAAGAUCUAACCAUAAUACCAGCUCCAGCGCCGGUAUUACCAAAUCCAAUAGCUACUGCAGUGUUACCAGCAGUGGUGCCUACCAUUACGCCUGCAUCGGUACCAGUUGCAAAGGUAACAGCAAUCAAUGCGGCGACUCCAGCACCAAAAGUAGCAGCAGAACGUUCGCGCGUUUCCAAGGAUCAGCCCCCAGUUCCAGCACCCACUAUUGCCGGCGGCUCAGCAGCAGCGCGGCGGUCUGAUUGUUGGCGUAAGCGUGGUCGCGAACGGAGUGAGGAAGCUGCGGAUGGUAAUGAGUGGAUGAUGUAUCCUGUGUAUCCACCCACUAAGCGUCCGAAUAAGGAUCCCAUGCCAUCACAUCGUCCAAGCAAUGAACAAUUUGCCGCAAUGAUGGCUGCCGCUGGUCACACCUUAACAAGACAUCACCUUAAUGGCAAACCGAAAUUAGCUCAAAUGGGCCGUGCUGGUAAUGGACGCAAGCAGGUCAUUAGCUGGGUUGAUGCACCGGAUGAUUAUUAUUUUAGAGCUACGGAAAGUAGCAAAAAAUGGCGCAAAACACUUUCACCCGCUGAUCUGCGACGAAUUGCACGUAAACCCUGGCGAGAGCUGCCACUUAAAGCCCAACAACUAGCCCAGAUGGCACAUGUUGUAGCGUCACCAGCAGUGACGGCGAGCAGACAAAUGGAAUCGCAAGUUGUAAUACUCGACUGACCGUCGUCAGUGGCAGCAAUAACAACAAGCGCAACUACUGGAGUAGCAACAGCAACCGCAGUGUCGACAACAGAAACAACCACAACCUUAACAGCGUCGCUAAAUCGCAAUGAGAAAUCACUACUGCAGCAGCAAAAGCAACAGCAACAGCAGCAGCAGCAGCAAAUACAAAAGCAGCAGUUACAAUUACAACAAAAUAAAAACACACCACCACAACGUACCCCACCACCUUUUCCAUAUACGAUGGAUGCGUUGCUGAAUUAAAUGCAUGUGAUUUGUUUUAAGACACACUUGCAAAUACAUGUACGCGUGAGCACGUUGAGAGUGGAAAUGUUGCAUGUUAGCACUAGGCUAGGCUAGCGUUGGUUGCAUUAGGGGCUAGCGCUAUGUAUGUAUAUAUAUAGAGAAAGCAAUUAAAAUGAUCGACUAAUGAUAGAGCAUAAAUAUAAUGAUAGCAUUGAUAUAGAGAGUGAGCGGCUAUGGCGGCAAGAGAAAUAUGGACAACGACACAGCUACAUAUUUACAACUUUAAUAGUGUGUAAUUAUUAAUUAAAAAAUGAAAAAAAAAAACAAAGAAACAAGAAAAAAUAUACAACAAUUACAAGAAAGAUUAUCACUUAAGCUCUAAAUCAACAUAGCAUAUAGACAUACGCAAAGCAUAUUUCUAUAUAUAUUAAAUAUAUGUAUGUAUGUUGGUAUGUUGCAUAUGUCGACACGGAUACAAAAGCUUAGCCUCAGCUUAAAGCUAAAUCCGCAACUGCAGCUGCUCUAAGCUGUAUGGUUAUUCAAGAAUAAUAUUUAUUUAUAGGUAUACACAUACAUAUUUGUAAAUUUUUUUCUAAGUGCUUCUGUUGGUUUCAACUUUUAAAUAGCUUUGUCAAAAGAUAGAAAUCUUUGCGGUCGUUUUAUUUUGUCUUCUCAUAGAUUGCUACGUAAAAUAGCCUAUUCUCCAAAACAUAUGCCUUUGAGUUUCGUCUACUUUUAGUUUAAGAACCCUAUUUUUUGCGCGAAGUAUAAAGGCUUUAUAUAUUUUUUUCAUCCAUUCUGCUUAGUUUAAUAAGUAUUCAAUGUUCAUUUCACUUAUUUUAGGUUUCUACUGUAUAAAUGUUAUGUGAAACUAAAAGUAUCACGGUGUGCUAUUUUUUUUUAUUUUAUUUUUUUUUUUACUAAAACAAAUAUAAAAGGUGAAGAAGGAAAAAUUUCGAAUGAUUUCUUGCAGAUGUAACCUAUGUUAUAUAUAUGUAUACAUAUUUGUACUAUUUGUCAAUUACAUAUGUAAUAGUAAUAAUUUCUCAAUCUAAAACGUAUUUGAAUUAAAUCGUGCAAAACUUUCAAGUAAUUUCAUGUUUAAUUUUAGCUUGCUUCUCGCCUCGUGUUCUCUUCAUGUUAGUAUUUUAUAAUUAUAAAACUGGUCGCAAUAUACUACAUAUAAUUUAGUAAAAGGCAAUAGAUAACUAGCUUAGGGAUCAGCUAGAAAGUAACUAAUGAAAAAGUUUAUCGAAGAGAUAUAACUGUACUAAAAUGUUUUAAACGCGGAAAUAAUGCAUACAUUUAAUACGUUUUACAUAUGAAAGUCAAACGGCUAAAACAUAUACAUACAUAUAAACGUCUCUUUCUACUUUUUUUAAUACAUUAUAUUGAUUACAUUUGUUAUUCACUUUCUUCUAAGAUUUAUUCCUGAUUUCCUUUUUAAAUGUGAUUUGUGUGUUGUAAAAGCGCGGAACUGAAUAUUAAAGUUAAUACAUACAUUUAAAUAGCACAGUAAUACAUAAAUACAUAAUCAGAUAAAUCAAAUUCAAAAUGAAAAAUAACAAACCCUAAGUUACUUGCAUACCAUUUGACAGGACAAACACGACUUAUUUAUUUCAACCACUACUACUGUACUGCUAUAUUCGAUAUGUUACGAUUGACCAAAAAUACGUACUUUAAGGCGAUUUGACCAAUUCAAAAAUGCUGCUAAACGAGAGGAGGUUAGUUGCCUUAAGCCUCAAAAUUGUUAAUUACACUUUUUGGAAAAAAAAGAAAAAAAUACAAAAUUGCAAAAAAAAAA